AGCCCUGGAUAACUCACAUUUGCUCGUAAAUAGUUUGCCGUUUUUAAGAAUUACAAGGGGGGAAACAGAUUACCGACCAACAAACCCGCUCUGCCGCUAGGGGGCAUCAGAUUACUGCGAUAUCUCAUUAUGUGCUCUUAUUGUUGCUUAAAAGCAUUUCCAUUCAUCAAUGUUACAACCUAAUAGAGGAAACGACAUGUACUACAACCAGUAUGCUGUCUAAAUGUAAUAUCAUAACAAUAAACAACGAAUAAAUCACAUACAUCCAAUGUAUCCAUUCGUAUAGAGCCAUUUAAUCCCCAGUGGUAGGCUAUAUAUACAGACACACAGGGAGAUAUAGAGCUGCGUUAUCAGAAAUACACCAAUGAAUGUGCGGCAUGCUAGUUCAUCUCUCUGAACCCCGAUCUCUCCAAAACCAAUCAGAACUCUACCAAAGCAUCAUUCCGGUAAACCAAUAGGCCUAGUUUCCACCUUGUACUAGGUCUACUCCAUUCGCGCACGGAGCAAAGGACUUCCUCGCUCCUUAUAUGGCUGACCCGCUCAAUGGAGACGUCAGAGGCACACCCGUUUUGUCCAAGCACAUUAUCCCAUUCUACAGGACACGUCCAGCCAUCAUCAAAAUCCGCUUUCUCUCGCCGUUGUCUUUCUUUUUACGAUAAUUUGUAACUCAUUGGAAUAGCACGAGCCACGGUGCAGCUGUUUUCAUUAACCCAGUUCUAGUUGCUGCGUCACCGCCAUACAACACGGGAUAUCUGAUUAGUGAGCACAGUUUUACUGGGUUGGAUAGAGGGAAUAGAGAGACUCACAUUUUGAAAAAGGGAAUGCUUUGACUACAGUGUGGAUUUUGACUGGAUGCAAGUGUGUUUUAAUGUGUGUUUUAAUGUGUGUUUUAAUGUGUUUUUCCGAUGGUGCAUCACAGAGUGUUUUAUCCUAUUUAGAAAUGUUACUUUAAUUUGCUGAGUGGUUAACUAUAUUCAGUCAGAUUUCUCACGCGUUCAUCAACCGCCGGCACUUUACAUACUGUUAUGCUUUAAGCAUCUUAAUUACUGAAUACAAUGGUGCAAUAAUUUAGUAUUUAUAUAUUUGUGCCUUUACUUGUCGACACCCGCGGGCAGCACACUGGGGUAACAACGAAACGGAAAGUUUUGGAAACAUUGACGGAUAGAUAUGGCAAUGGUAACGUGGAGAAACGGCGAGGAAAAUGUCGCCCGCGACUCUCAAAGCGGAAUCUCUUCCCCGGUCUCUCAAGGCGAACCGUUAUCCCUCUCUACCGACCUAACGGGACACCUCAAUCCCACAUCCUCUCUGGAUAUCCCAUCAACACGUCAGACACCCCAAGGCGCUCAUUCAAGCAAUACAUCUCAAUAUAUCACUAGUCAAACGUCGACUAACUCCAUGGACAAACAACAGCCUCAGCAGAUCGAGUGUGUGGUGUGCGGGGAUAAAUCCAGCGGGAAGCACUAUGGUCAGUUCACAUGUGAGGGGUGUAAGAGCUUCUUCAAACGGAGCGUCAGACGGAACCUCGGCUACACCUGCCGCGCUAGCAGGAACUGUCCCAUUGAUCAACACCACAGGAAUCAAUGCCAGUACUGCCGCCUCAAGAAAUGUGUCAAAGUGGGAAUGCGGAGAGAAGCGGUUCAGAGAGGGAGGAUGCUGCCUACUCAACCGUACCACGGUCAGUUCUCCAUAACCAACGGAGACCCUCUCCAAUGCCACUCCUACCUUUCUGGAUACAUCUCCCUGCUCAUGCGAGCCGAGCCCUACCCCACAUCCAGAUACAGCACGCAGUGUAUGCAGUCCAACAACCUCGUGGGGAUCGAGAACAUCUGUGAGCUGGCCGCCCGGAUGCUGUUCUCGGCGGUGGAGUGGGCCCGAAACAUCCCCUUCUUCCCCGACCUCCAGAUCACCGACCAGGUCGCCCUGCUCCGGCUCACUUGGAGCGAGUUGUUCGUGCUGAACGCGGCCCAGUGCUCAAUGCCGGUGCAUGUGGCUCCUCUCCUGGCCGCGGCAGGGCUGCAUGCCGCCCCCAUGUCGGCGGAGAGAGUCGUGUCUUUCAUGGACCAUAUCCGGAUCUUCCAGGAGCAGGUGGAGAAGCUGAAGGUUCUGCAUGUUGACUCAGCCGAGUACAGCUGCAUUAAGGCUAUAGUUCUCUUUACGUCAGAUGCGUGCGGUCUGUCAGACGUGACUCACGUGGACGAUCUUCAGGAGAAGUCCCAGUGCGCCCUGGAAGAGUACAUCAGGAGCCAGUACCCUAACCAACCGAACCGGUUUGGGAAGCUACUACUCCGUCUGCCCUCUCUACGCACCGUCUCCUCGUCCGUUAUAGAACAGUUAUUCUUCAUCCGGUUGGUCGGAAAAACACCAAUAGAAACUCUCAUUAGGGAUAUGUUGCUUUCCGGAAGCAGUUUUAAUUGGCCUUACAUGUCGAUGCAGUAGAAUAAGAACAUUCCAGAACACACCAGGAAUGGAAUCAUAGAACUAGAAUGUUCUAUGGGUGGAACUGUCAGAGGAACAGGCAACAUUCUAAAGCAGUGGUUCACAACCUUUAUCUGUAACUGUACCAGCAACUAGAUGUUACUCUGCCCGGAGUCCCCUGGAGUCCCCCCGGAGUCCCCUGGAGUCCCCCCGGAAUCCCCUGGAGUACCCCCGGAGUCCCCUGGAGUACCCCUGGAGUCCCCUGGAGUCUCCCUGGAGUACCCACUCAGGUGCAUUUUACUAGCAGGCCUAUGGUCUCAUAAGUCUUCUCCAGUAACCCCUGAGGUUAGGCCAGGUCCUAGUACCCCUGGUUGGGAACCACUGUUCUAAAGCAUGAAAAAAGACUAAUUAAAUGACAGGGAUCCUCCUCACAAAUCAUGAUUUGGGAAACAAAAUAUAGUAUUUAUUUGACCCUGUAUGUAUAUUUAUUGUGCAUGUUAAUGAUUUUGAUUUUUUACAAAUGUUUUCCAUUUGACCCUGGAUAAGAAAAUGACAAGGGAAUUGUUGUAGUUUUUUUCCAACUUUGUCUUUUUUCCAUACAUGUCUUUUUGUAUAAUGUGCUCCAAACAUGGAACUAAAACAUGAAUAGUUUCCUUGAAUAUUUCAAUAAACACAGUAGUCCAGGGGUACUCUAAUACUAUUAGAGAUGAUCUGAGCACACCGAUGUCCUAGAUGGCAAAGGUCUGGAUGGAUAUUGUCAUUCAUCAGUGUAACAGACCCUCACAACCCAAACCGUUCAACUGUUCACAGCCCUUAGCAGUUGAAAAGCUCAUUUCCUGCAAUUCUACACAUUUCCCAUGUCUUAUGUGUUCAUAUGAUACCAGGACUCAAAUCCCAACCCAAUUAAAUGUGAAAAUGUAAAAAAACAUGUUCUGGGUCACGAUCCCAUGGUCCUUAUUGACUCCGUUCUGGAUGGUAUAGUGUACCAUAUCGCCAGUUCAUGUUACCACCAUCCCCCUGACAGAACUAUAUUCAUGUUACCACCAUCCCCCUGACAGAACUAUAUUCAUGUUACCACCAUCCCCCUGACAGAACUAUAUUCAUGUUACCACCACCCCCCUGACAGAACUAUAUUCAUGUUACCACCAUCCCCCUGACAGAACUAUAUUCAUGUUACCACCAUCCCCCUGACAGAACUAUAUUCAUGUUACCACCAUCCCACUGACAGAUAGGUUACAGUUCAAAUGAGUUAAGUCAUCUUUGUAAGUAUCAGGAUAUAUCUGGUAACUUUCAUGUGGUGAUUGCCUGCGUUGCUACAUCCUUAACAAAUAAAGUCAAUAUGAAAAAGCAAUUUUCACUCCUUAAGAAGAUACACCUCUUAGGGUUUCCACAUGGACAACUAAAUACUGGGUCAUUCAUCAGAUGUAAUGAGCAGUGUGGUUGGGAAUGACUUCCUCAGCCAUAUACUGCAUCACUGCAGGGUAUUGGUAACCUUCAAUACUUUCAGUGGCUGUGCAAAUGACUGCAGCUGAUGUGCUUGUGUGAAUGUUUUAUUGAUACAAAUUAUGUUUGUUGAUUUUGAAACAACACUGAUGUACUGUGGCAAAGUAUUGCCAUACCAUAUUAAAUUAUAAAUCAUGAUUUAUUAAUAAAAGCUAUUUCUCA
This is a messenger RNA of Oncorhynchus mykiss (rainbow trout), 4080 nucleotides long. Lineage: Eukaryota; Metazoa; Chordata; Actinopteri; Salmoniformes; Salmonidae. The record is from RefSeq and is a predicted model, not a curated record.